AAGACAUUAAGCAAAAGGAUAUGGAACUCAGAAGACAGAAUGGGGUUCCUGAAGAGGACACUGUCCUGGAUGAGCUUGACAAAGAAGACACUACUCGUGAUUCUGUGUCUCCAGAAUCAGAGUCAGAAGAAGAUGGAAUUCACGUAGACUCACAAACGGCUCUUGCUUUAAAAGAAAAGGGCAAUAAAUACUUCAGACAAGGAAAAUAUGAUGAUGCCAUUGAAUGCUACACCAAAGGCAUGCACGCUGAUCCUUAUAAUCCUGUGUUACCAACAAACAGAGCAUCAGCAUACUUUAGAUUGAAAAAAUUUGCUGUUGCUGAGUCUGAUUGUAAUUUAGCCAUUGCCUUGAAUAGAGAUUAUACAAAGGCUUAUGCCAGACGAGAUGCUGCUCGCUUUACUUUGCAAAAAUUAGAGGAUGCCAAAACAGAUUAUGAAAAAGUUUUAGAACUGGAACCAAAUAACUUUGAAGCAACGAAUGAACUGAGGAAAAUUAAUCAGUUUUAA
Messenger RNA from Sorex fumeus (smoky shrew), 506 nucleotides. Its product is annotated as RNA polymerase II-associated protein 3-like. Lineage: Eukaryota; Metazoa; Chordata; Mammalia; Eulipotyphla; Soricidae. Gene Ontology annotation, molecular function: protein binding. The coding region runs from base 21 to 506 and encodes 161 amino acids. The transcript is spliced from 6 exons. The record is from RefSeq and is a predicted model, not a curated record.